AAAAAACUGGCCUUAAUUAUAUCAAGAUAAUGCCCUGAUCCUUUGUAGAACUUGAAUCUUGUACCUAGAAAAAGGUGGGGUGGCUGAGCUGCAAAGGCAGCCUUUGGAGAGGAAGUAGUUAAAGCUGGCAGAGGAGUUUAGAGGAAAUUGAAUAAACCAGAGACAACAGCUCAUGAUUACCAUGAGAUUAAGCCAUUCCUUUCAGACUACAGGUAAAGACAGCAAACAGUAUUGCUGUGACUCUGGACUUUGACUUAUUCUCUCCUUCACUCCCAGUUUUAUUCUAGAAGAAACUGAGCUUGGUGUUUCCGAGAUCAGUUCUGAGAAAGAAACUAACUAAAAAUAGCCAAUUGCCAAAUUAUUACCUGAGGAUUCUGCUGUUGAUUUUCAACCUUUCCUAGGAAGAUGAACCCCGGACCCAAUCAUGGGAUGAAUCAUAUGGAGGAUAAUAGCACUAUGCCCCCCCACCAUCAUCCAUCUACUACAGCCUCCCACAUUCAUGGUGGGGGAGGAGGACACUCAAUGAUGAUGCCCAUGACCUUCUAUUUUGGCUAUAAGGAUGUGGAAUUGCUGUUUUCUGGAUUAGUGAUCAAUACACCUGGAGAAAUGGCUGGUGCAUUUGUGGCUGUCUUUUUGUUAGCAAUGUUCUAUGAAGGUCUGAAGAUAGCCCGGGAGAGCUUACUACGCAAGUCCCAGGUCAGCAUUCGCUACAACUCCAUGCCAGUCCCAGGGCCAAAUGGAACCAUCCUUAUGGAAACACACAAAACUGUUGGGCAACAGAUGCUGAGUUUCCCUCACCUUCUGCAAACGGUGCUGCAUGUCAUCCAGGUGGUCAUCAGCUACUUCCUCAUGCUUAUCUUUAUGACCUACAAUGGGUACCUCUGCAUCGCAGUAGCAGCAGGGGCUGGAACAGGCUACUUUCUCUUCAGCUGGAAGAAGGCAGUGGUAGUAGACAUCACAGAGCACUGCCAUUAAUGUCAGACUCUAGGAUGUGGCCUUAUUUUUCCAUGAUGGGAAAUAGUCGGAGAUUGGGGGAGUUGAUUUCAAGUCCUCCUAUUGUCCCUCCAUGGCCCCUUGCCUCCCAACACUUGCAUAGACAACAUAAUCAAGGAGGUUUACCUACUAACCUCCAAGCUGGAUGGUGCCCUCCCCAAACUGUUGAUUUCUCCUCCCAGGCUGAGAUCUUCAGUUCUUCACUAAUCAAGGUAGCCUUUUGUUCUAAUGAUUUCUUGAUCAUCUUCUUUUUUUAAUCUCUUGUGUUUUGUUUGUUUUUUUUUAAAUGACAAUUUCAUGGACAUUUGGAGGUCAUUUCUGGAUCUUAGAUGGAGACUGUGGGAAACUACUACCUACCGCAUAACACUAGAAAAUGUCUCCCAGUUGUUGGUCUGAGCGAGUGGAGGAAAGUGCCUUUGCCCAGGUGUGAAGUGAUGCAUGGCAUUCUGAGGAUUUGGAAAAGAAUUUAGGAGUUGAAUAAAGGCAUCCAGCAAAAAGAAGUGUCCCCUUACAUAGCAUCAAUCUAGCUUUUGCUACCAUUUACUUUUUUUAUUGUGAUCUCAUCAAUCACACAUUGACAAUCAACUUAAUAAUAGUAAAUAUCUUCAAAUAAAACCAUUCACAUCUAUUUGUCUUGUUCCCCCUCUGUGAAAUGAACAUUCUUGUCUCCUAGCUUUUCUUCUAAACUGGCAGUUGUUGGGUGGAGACCUGAGCACAAGAAUCUUCAUUCAUUAUCCAAGGAAGGCAGAAUUAAUAUAAAGCUGGUCUUCUAAACAAUGACAUAUCUCAGCUCAUUCUGCUGCUAGCCCCACCUGAGCCGACUACGUUUAAUCAGAUUGACUCCAGUCAGCAUAUGUCAGAUCGUUUCUCCUUUUUUCUCUGCUAGUAAAAUAGCAGUGGUUCUCGGAAGGAUCCUAAAAGUUGAGGUUUCCUCCUCUCCCCUCCUCCAGCUUGUUCUGUCACUAACUGCUGUGAGCACCAAUUAGUCCUAGCCAGUAGGGCAGUAGAUUAAUAUAUAAGCCCAACGUCUGUCUUUAUCCUUAGAGAGAUUUGGAAUAUGGUCUGGUUUUGAGCUGGGACAUCCUUUAGCUCCACCUCCACGUGACUAUCUUUAUUUCUAUUUGAGGACUUGAUGUAGAUUGCUUCUUGCCUAAAAGAAUGACCAUCAUGAUAGAUCUUUUCCCUGACUCUUUCUCAAAAGAGGUGCAUUUAAUUGUUCCUCUUUCCUGUUGAGCUUACUUCAUAAAGUCCAGACUACCUCUAUAAAGUGAAUCUUCCUGAGCUGGUCUAAUAGAUCCUUUCCUCCUUGGUGCUUGAUAUUCUCAUUAUGUGCUAGGGCAAAAUUGACAAAGUACAACUGCUCUGGUGGUUUUUAAGCCUGCUCUUCAUAGAAAGUUCUGCACCCCUGUGGCAUGGAAAGCAGAGGAGGCAAUGCUGGCCUCACUACAGUGGAAAGAGCUGAGGUUUAAUUUGGUUCAUGUCCCAGCUCUGCCACAUAUCACUAAUUUGGUUUUAGGCAAGUCACUAAGCCUUCAUCUGUAAGUCAGAUGACUGAAGGUCCCUUCCAGCUCUAAAUCUAUGAUCCUAUAAUCUUAAAAUACUUAGCAAUGACUUGUAACCCAGGACUGUUCCAGCAUGUACUUGUAGCUCUUCCAGGUUACUUGGUUCCCAAAAUCUUCAUUAACUUACUUUGGCUUCACUCUCAGCCCAGUCAGCUAAUUAUAAAUGCUAAAUAAAGAAAAUUCACUUUGGCAGUUUAUAUAGUAGAUCCAAACAGGUGACUCCCAAAAGGCCAAGGAGUAAGUUAUUGAUCGUCUUUGGAAGUAACCAUAUUUUCCUCAGUUUUCUCUACUUAGUAUCAUAAACUUUAUUGCCUAUUGUGGGUUAUUAUCCAUGCUUAGCAGCAGAGUUAAAUGAAAAACAAGAUUUUUUUUAUAGUUCUGUCUGGUAAAAAUCAGCUCCCUGAAAAACCACAUAGAAGUGCCUGUGACUGGAGACUAUACCCCAGCACUCUCUGCCCACCAGCCAGUACCUAUUGCUAUUCAUGGUACCUUCCAUUCCCUUGUAAAAGCCACGGGGGAUGAUUAUUGAGGGUUGUGAGUCCCUAGGAUUAAAGUUGGGCUAGAGAGCCAGAGAUAGUUGGUGCUCUGUAAUUAUCUCAUAUUUACAUUGCUGGGAUUCAAAUCAGCUGAGUAUGUGCCAAGCAUGUAAUAAUAAUUUACCAAGGAGACCUCCAGAGUCCAACGCUAAGGAUUUAACAGCCAAUAAUCUGACACUAAUGUCAAGGAAUAAUAAAACUCUAAUAAUAAUGACCAGAGUGCUGAAAUAAGAACCAAUGAUUUCAGUUUUAGCCCUGUUGCUUUCUAGGAGUUUUGGUGUUGACAGGGAGAUAAGGGACCAAGUCCAGUGGAGCAAACAUUGUAUUUAAAGUUCCCAGAGAAAAAAAACAUUCUCUGGCUUCAGUUUCUUGGUGAAAUUUAUGCUAUCCAGGGUAUAGUGAUUUUUGUGUGCGUGUGAAAAGUUUGUUAUUUUGAAGGAUUCAGCAAAAAAUGAUUAUUGGAAUGUCUGUGGAUUUGGAUUGUGGUGAUUUAAUAGCCCAUAGCCCAGCAUUUACUACCUUGUUUCAACCCUUGCUCAUUAGUAUUCUAUACCAUUAAUUUCUCCUCAUACUUUUGUUUGACUCUUCACCCUUUCAAUUCCUACCCAUUGUUAUCCUUGCCCAUACAGCUCAGAAUGGGUAGAGUAUUGACGUGUGUGGCUCCUCCUAUAAGUACAGGUCGAAACUGUCCCCUACUAUACUUCAUCAAAUUUGCCUCUUGAGUUAGUGCUUAAUGACUGUGAACACCAGCUGUGGUUCCUAAGAGUUAAUGGAGACCUCUGGGUACGGGUGUUUAAAAAGCUCUGUGCCUGAGCUGGAGUUGAAAAACUGAAUCACAGCUAUGUAUCUAUAGACAUAAAUCUUAGCCCUGGGCUUUUUUUGUGAGUUCCAGGUGUUCCUUCUCCCUCAGAACCUGGUAUAGUGCCUUGCACAUAGUACUAGGACUCCAAAUAUUUCUUGAGUGAGUGAAUGAAUGAAAGAUUAGAAUGCUGGUGAGCUGUAUGGUAGAUGCAGAGAGUGGCAACCCCAUGGCCAUUGUGGAAAGGGAGGUAGCCAGAGGAUCCUUAGCCUGAUUCUGCCCAUUAGCAUGGAGUUCUUAAUGAGUCAUUGUGAACUAUAGGGGUACAGAUUAAGGUUUUAUCAUCGAGCCUGUAGGAGUAUUAGGUUCCCUUUCCACUUGGAGGUGCUACUGUGGGAUUCCUUUUGUCAACCUCCUUAUGCUGGAGAGCUACUCUAGCUACCAAAGGGCUCCUCACUGAAUAUAUGGUCACCUGAAGAUGCAGCCACUUUUCUCCCUCCUCUCAUUUUGAUCCUGUCCUCUCUCAUGCUUCCUUCAGUCAGAUAUAUCAACAGGAACAAAAAAAAAUCCUCAUUUUACAAAAUGCCUUAUUCGUUGUGUCUACAUUGGUAUUGUCCAUUUUAGAUUGUAAGCUCCUUGAGGGCAGUUUUGCUGUUACACAGUAUUGCUGUAGAGUGCCUAACAGUGCCAUGUACAAAGAAACACAUAAUAAAUAUUUUGAUUCUG
This is a messenger RNA of Monodelphis domestica (gray short-tailed opossum), 4616 nucleotides long. It is a transcript of the gene SLC31A1, whose product is annotated as solute carrier family 31 member 1. Lineage: Eukaryota; Metazoa; Chordata; Mammalia; Didelphimorphia; Didelphidae. Gene Ontology annotation, cellular component: membrane. The record is from RefSeq and is a predicted model, not a curated record. Gene Ontology annotation, molecular function: copper ion transmembrane transporter activity. Gene Ontology annotation, biological process: copper ion transmembrane transport.